Peromyscus leucopus (white-footed mouse) is the source of this 4976-nucleotide messenger RNA. It is a transcript of the gene Jade3, whose product is annotated as jade family PHD finger 3. The transcript has 14 exons. NCBI's taxonomy places the organism in Eukaryota, Metazoa, Chordata, Mammalia, Rodentia, Cricetidae. Bases 329 to 2881 code for a protein of 850 amino acids. Gene Ontology annotation, biological process: regulation of transcription by RNA polymerase II. Gene Ontology annotation, cellular component: histone acetyltransferase complex. The record is from RefSeq and is a predicted model, not a curated record.
GAAGAGAAGAAAGCGGGCGGCUAGGGGGCGGUUACCACCCUAGCUGGACUCGCCCGGCACGUUGAGGGGGCCCCAGUGUGCGGCAGGAAAGGAGCGGAGCCCGAAGCAGCGCCGAAGGUCUUUCCAUAGACAACCGAAGCAAGGCUCCUACAAUCAAAAGUGCCUCUGUGCUGAGUCUUUGGGGGAAAAACUUACCUGAUCCAAUCUGCCAGACUUGGAAAAGGAAAGUGAAGAAUCCAGUGUCAUACUGUGAAGUGAGUGGCCAAGUUCCACCAGUUUGGUGCAUCAGGCUUCCACCUUUGUUCUGGAAGAUCUCAAAGGAUGCACCAUGAUGAAACGUCAGAAACCUCUCAGCAGCAGUGAGAGUUCAGAUGAGUGUCCUUCCACUUCCUUUACUUCUAGCUCAAUGUAUAGGAAGAAGUCAAAAAAUCCUAAGGAACAUAAGAAGUCUGCUGAGGUAUUCCGAAAGGACCUCAUCAGUGCCAUGAAAAUUCCUGACUCUCACCAUGUUAAUCCUGACAGCUAUUACCUCUUUACUGACACAUGGAAAGAAGAAUGGGAAAAGGGAGUGCAAGUACCAGCCAAUCCAGACUCUGUUCCAACACCUUCUCUCAGAUCAAGAAAUAGAACAUUACCAACACCCCAGAAGCCUUUCUUCUGCUCCCUGCCAGUAACUGACCUCCCUCACCGUAGGAUUAUAUCUGAAAAAGUAAAGGAAGUUCUCUUUGUCCGGCCCCGGAAAUAUAUCCGUUGCUCCAGCCCAGAGUCUGCAGAGCCUGGCUAUAUCAAUACCCUAGAGCUGGCAGCAUCUACAUGCCGCUAUGACCUAGAUGACAUGGACACCUUCUGGCUUCAGGAACUCAAUGAAGACCUUGGAGAAAUGGGUUAUGGGCCAAUUGAUGAGACUCUUAUGGAAAAGACAAUAGAAGUUCUGGAACGCCAUUGCCAUGAAAAUAUGAACCAUGCUAUUGAAACAGAAGAAGGGCUAGGAAUAGAAUAUGAUGAAGAUGUGAUCUGUGAUGUGUGCCGGUCUCCAGACAGUGAAGAAGGGAAUGAUAUGGUAUUCUGUGAUAAGUGUAACGUCUGUGUGCAUCAGGCUUGUUAUGGCAUCCUUAAAAUUCCAGAAGGCAGCUGGCUAUGUCGUUCCUGUGUCCUGGGCAUUUAUCCGCAGUGUGUUUUAUGUCCCAAGAAGGGUGGAGCCAUGAAGACCACCAGGACAGGGACUAAAUGGGCUCAUGUCAGCUGUGCCCUGUGGAUUCCAGAGGUCAGCAUUGCUUGUCCUGAGAGAAUGGAACCUAUCACAAAAAUCUCCCAUAUUCCACCUAGCCGGUGGGCCUUAGUUUGCAGCCUGUGCAAGUUGAAGACAGGAGCUUGUAUUCAGUGCUCUGUGAAAAGCUGUAUCAUUGCCUUCCAUGUCACCUGUGCCUUUGAGCACGGCCUAGAAAUGAAGACGAUCCUAGAUGAGGGUGAUGAAGUAAAGUUCAAGUCAUUUUGCAUCAAGCAUAGCCAAAACAAGCCGAAAGUUGGGGAGGCUGAGUACCACCACCACAGAGCUGCUGAGCAGAGCCAGGCAAAAAGUGAGAAAACCAGCCUGCGGGCACAGAAGCUUCGUGAACUAGAGGAAGAAUUCUACACCUUGGUCCAGGUAGAAGAUGUUGCCAAAGAGCUGAGGCUAUCUGCUUUAACUGUCGACUUUAUCUAUAACUACUGGAAACUGAAGCGCAAAAGCAACUUCAACAAGCCAUUAAUUCCUCCAAAAGAGGAAGAGGAAAAUGGCUUGGUACAGCCAAAAGAAGAAAGCAUUCAUACUCGCAUGAGAAUGUUUAUGCACCUGCGGCAGGACCUAGAGAGGGUCCGAAAUCUAUGCUAUAUGAUAAGCAGGCGAGAAAAGCUGAAACUGUCACACACCAAAGUGCAAGAACAGAUCUUCGGUUUGCAAGUCCAGCUUAUCAACCAAGAAGUUACAGAAGGACUUUCUUUGACAAAUGCACUAGAGAACUCAUUGUUUUACCCACCACCACGAAUUACCUUAAAGUUGAAAAUGCCUAAAUCAACCUCAGAAGACUGCAGAGACAGCUCCACAGAAACCGAGAACCAACCUUCCUCUCCUGGCAGCAGCUCCCCUGGUCACAAUAAAAGGAGCCCACAGAUGCUUGAGGAGCCACUGGACACGAAUGUGAAAAUAUAUCCAAGACAUCCACUAGAAAUCAAGAGUAACUGUUUGCUGGCUAGCCGCAGCCAUUCUCGAAGUGAAGCCAAGAGUUCCAGUCCUGCUCAGAGAACUCCAUCUGCAGAGUUCUAUCAUGGGCAAUCAUUAGGGAAGCCUCUGGCCCUUCAGGCUGCCCUCCAUGGACAGGCUUCUAUUGGUAAUGGGAAGAGUCAGCCUAACUCCAGGCUUGCCAGUUCCAAUGGCCUGGAGGGCAACUGGUCUGGGAAUAUCACCCAGAAAGAUAAUUCAGAUGAGAUGUUCUGUGACCAGGAGUCCAUGCUCAGUUCCCACUUGCCCAGUCAGGGUAACGUUAGAAAAUCUGGCAUAGAACACUUCAGCAGGUCUUUUAAGGAGGCCACCAAUACAUGGGUGAGGCCCACUGAGGACCUCCAGUAUUGUGUUAAGCCAACUAAGAAUGUGAGCUCUAAGGAGCAGUUGUGGGGUAGACAGCUUCUCAGGCGGUCGACAGGAAGAGCUCCAUAUCAGGAAACCGAUGGGUAUUGCCCCGAUUUAGAGCCCAGCGAUUCAGAAGCAGAAGGGGAGGGGAAUAAAGAAACAGCAAGGGUAAAGAGAGAAAGUUCUGACAGAGAAAAUCCUUCUCAUGAUUCUGCUCGGGAGUGCCAUGGGAAAAGUAAGACACAUCCUCAUUCCCAUAGCUCAAUGCAAAGGUGAUCAGAAACACCUAAGGGUAACGCAGCCGUUGCCUUUGCCCCACAUACUGGGGGAAAUCUAAACACCAAAAGGAUUCUAGUGUAUAUUAGGAGGAAUUGCAGGGAAAAUGAUGAUUUGACGUUUUUUGAAAAGGUUUCAGGUCUAGUUUUUAUAAGCACAUUACAAGAGUUACAGAUUGUCUGGGGUUGCUUUGUUGGAGGCUGCUGGGAAUAGUUGGGCCCAGAGUAUUUGCUCAGUAAGUACUUCGGGGCUGCUUUUUGGUUACUUUAAAACACUGAUUGAUCUACGUAUUAAGAAUCCUUGCAUUGUUGAUGGAUUUGCAAAAGAACAUGACAGACACUAAAACUACUUAUCUUUUAAAACUAUAACAUGUGACUCCUUAGUGCUCAUGUUUGUAGAAAAAUUCUAAUUCCACUGGUAUCUAUAAAACCUCUUCAAGGGAGAGACCAGGAGAGCAGCAUUCUCAGAUACUGUCACUUACUAUUGUCUUCCUUGCUUCAUGCAAGGUUGAGUUUCUUUCACAGUAUCGUAUCCGAUAAAGUCAGUUCUCCUAAGUGUCCAGUGCCUGUUCCUAGACCUGCUUGCUGGGAACACACUCAUAACUCUCUUAUCCAGCUAACAAGCUAACUUGUGGAUAGUGUUUACAAAAGUACAGAAGUACUACUUCCAAGGAAAAUGCUCUGCUUCUCAAGGCAUUUGUGAAGACCUCCAGAGCCUUUCCCAAAGUGUGACCUUUUCUGGGAUAUUUGUACCAGGUCAGGGUUUUUUGUGUUGUUUUCAAAUAAGUUUGACUGAAGUUUGGCUGACAGUUUUUGUAUACCUGCUUUAAUGUUUAUAAAAUUUUUAUUGAGGUAUAAUUAAAAUAUAGUGUAAUGCACAGAGGGUUAAGUAUUCUUACCUGCUUUAAUUUUGAAACAGAUUUUUAUUGUCAGACAAAUUUGAAAGCAUGUGUUUUAACACAUGGAUAUAAUUUAGCUUUGUAUGAAUUUUGAAACCAAGGCAAUUUCCCAAGCAUAAAAGUUGGAGCCAUUUUUCAGAACUUGCUUAUACCACAUUACCAAAUAAUCAGCCUUGAUUCAUUUCUAGAGGAAGAGAAUUUUGAAGCAGAGGAUGAAACAGGUUUGCUUCCCAUUUAAGAAAAAGGGGGAAGUAGCAGUUUGUAAAAAUGUGAGGCAGACUGUAAUUCUCAGCUCCCUUUUCUUCUUAGCCUUAAAAUAAUAUUCUCUUUCUUCUAGUUUGGGAACAUAUAGAGAGAUUUUUCAAACAAGAGGCCAUUUUCAAUUUCUGAAGUUUCAUGCUGGUGAAAGAAGCCAGCUGCAGUGAGAGGGCAAUAGCCCUCUAGCCAAUGCUGUGGAGCAGUUUGCCUCUCUCCCACUUUCGUUCAUAGAACCUUGUUAAAGGCUUCUUUGGGGUUUGUUUUUUCCUUUUUUUUUUUUUUUUUUUUUUUUUUUUUUUUGAAAACUUUUAUAUUUUGCCUCUCCUUUUGCUGCAUCUUCAAAAUGUUUCUUUUGUGCCUAUGAACGUGUGUGAACAUAAUAUAACAUGUAGUAGGUGUCCUGUAUUUUGUUUUAGUUGAAAAAUGAGGAAGAGAAUUUCCUCUUAAUACCCUUGGCCUCUGCUUAUUUGAAUACUCAUAGGUACAUACAAAUUUGACACUUUCAUGGUAAUGAGAGUAUAAUGGAGGUGAGUGGUAAGUUCCUUACAUUAAAGGCCAGUCAAUUGCCUGUGUCCUUUCAUGCCUUUGAAUUCUGAGUCGGGGGUGGGGAGGUAGCAAACAUGAAAACAGUGCUUUAGCCAAAUUCCAUAUGUAAUGCCAUUGGGAGAGUAUUGCCUGAAAUAUCAUUCAAGUCAGGGAGAUAAAAUGGUAAUAUUUUUACAGAAUAUUCCUGGGUAAACAAAUGAGCCUUCAGUUUGUAUACAUUCCAAAUGCCCCAAACUGCAUCUGCAACAUUUUGUUCUUUGAAGUAUUACCUCUUAACCUUUGUUAAUGUUUUUGUCUUGUCUUAUAUAAUUCAAGUUUUGAAUAUAAAAUCAAUCUUUUUUCAAAUGUCACCUUUUUAUCAAUACUUUUUCAUUAAAUUAUGAAAACUGUUAA